Cuscuta campestris is the source of this 1040-nucleotide messenger RNA. The record is from the annotation of a GenBank genome assembly. Lineage: Eukaryota; Viridiplantae; Streptophyta; Magnoliopsida; Solanales; Convolvulaceae.
AAAAAGGGGAUAUAAAAGGAGGAGGAGGGCUGCUGAAACGGAGGAAAAAAACGGAAAAAAGAGGCGAAAGAACAGGGAGCAGCGGCAGUGCAGUGGCGACCUCCAUCCUGCAUCGUCGUCGACCUGGACGGCUCCACAUCUUCCAAUUUUAGAUGUCUCUUGAUGUGACUCCAUCUUUUACAGUAGAAGCACAUAAUAUUAUCAUAGUGAUGUUGGCAAUGCUUCUGUCGAUGCGUGUAAUCAUUGUAAUCUUUAAUCAUCUGAGAAUCUACAUUGGUCUUGCCUUUACAAGCUUAUGUUCUAUAAUGGAGGUGUAGACGGCCUCUGCGCCUAUAAAAAACAGUACGAACUGUCAUUUUCUCCCAACCCAAUUCAUGUGGCUGCAAAAACUCCAUCAUGGAUAAGAUGCUCUGCAAGUUGGACAAGAAGAAUGGUUUCUGAGCCAUUUUUGGAUGCAGGGGACAUGGAAGCAGUGCUUGCAUUUCCCCAGCACCCUCACCCGCUCUCCCUCCGCAAAUUCCGCCAGGCAGAUCGUGCACUCUUCUUCCCGGCCGCCUCCCUCCGCCGAGAAUAUCGCCGUGGGAGCCUCGGAUCCCGGGUCCCCCUCCCCCGCCGCGGCCGCUUUGUCCCCCCGGCCGCGGCGGCGCAGCACACACCGCACGGCGGCGGUGCAAGAGAGGGCGCAGACGAGCGCGAAGACGAGAACCACCAGGAUGUAAGCGGCGUUGGUCUCGUAAUCCUUGGAGCUGGAGUACGGCCACCACGGGCAGCGGCUGCGCGGGACGCAGUCUGGCGGCGCCGCCCCUGUCGCGGCGGAUGGUGGUGCCGGAGCGUGCCGGAAACCAGCAGGUUUGUAUUCCUCGGGAGCUUCUUCUGCCAAGAGACGCAUGUUAUAUGCUAAAUUUUAUAAUGAUAUGAUUAAAUUAGAAGAAUCCAGUGACUAAUUUAACUUAGUCUAUUUAGAUGAAAGAAGAUAUAUGGUGGAUGCUAGACCCAAGUGGUGCAGCGGUUUUAUACAAAAAGAAACACUACUUCGCCUG